GCUCCCCUGAAAGCACCGUGAGAUGUUCAGGUGUAAUCUCUGAAACUUCAUCCACUUUUUGUUUCAGGUUACAGACAUUUAUUUAAUUUUUUUAAUAACAAAGUUCACGAAAUCAAUGAUAGGUAAUGAAUAUGUCCGUGUGUGUUUUGGCUGAUUUGAAAUUAAUUUCGAUCUCCUCUAAAUAACACAAUGCUGUGUCAGUUCCUGCUUUGACCAUCCGUGCGUGGGGGCGCUGUGUCGACGCCCCCUCUUGAACGUCUCUUUAGCUCAGUUAGCUCCGCCGCUAAUUGUUUGAAUGCUAACUAGUUGAAAUAGAAAACAAACAGAGGUUUAUUUAGUGAUGUUCAACCAAAAGAGCCGAGGACGGAUUCAGUUUCACGGGACAAAGUGGAGAGAACAGUAAGUGCAGCUACUGCUAGCGUCCUGCUAGCUUCCUGCUAGCUUCCUGCUAGCGUCCUGCUAGCGUCCUGCUAGCUUCCUGCUAGCUUACUGCUAGCGUCCUGCUAGCUUCCUGCUAGCUUACUGCUAGCGUCCUGCUAGCGUCCUGCUAGCUUCCUGCUAGCUUACUGCUAGCGUCCUGCUAGCUUCCUGCUAGCUUACUGCUAGCGUCCUUCUAGCGUCCUGCUAGCUUCCUGCUAGCUUACUGCUAGCGUCCUGCUAGCUUCCUGCUAGCUUCCCUCCGCCGCUAGUGGCUGCUGCUGCUCGCGGUGUCGCUCCGAGGCUUCGCCGGCAGACAGCACCGUGAACCCGGCCACGCGUCGCUACCUUCCACCUGGACCACGAAGAAACUGAGUGGUUAGACGAAUCCCCCGGACCCCGUCAGAACCUCCGGAUCAGCACACUCACACUCUGAGAUGACCCAGGAACAGUGCACUCAUAGGAACAAUGUCCAGAGUUCAGAGAAACCACAAGUGUACAAAGUGGGAAUCUACGGCUGGAGGAAACGCUGCCUUUACUUCUUCGUCCUGCUGCUGAUGAUCCUGAUCCUGAUCAACUUGGCUCUGACUAUCUGGAUCCUCAAGGUCAUGAACUUCACCAUCGACGGAAUGGGAAACCUGAGAAUCACCGAGAAGGGCCUGAAGCUGGAGGGCGACUCCGAGUUCCUCCAGCCGCUGUACGCCAAAGAAAUCCAGUCCAAACCAGGCCGCCCGCUGCUGCUGCAGUCGUCCAGAAACGUGUCGGUCAACAUCCUGGGCAGCAACAACCAGCUGCUCACGCAGCUCGUCACCGGAUCCAAUGGAUUUAAAGCGCAGGGAAAGAUGUUUGAAGUCAAAUCGCCCUCUGGGAAGCUGCUGUUCUCCGCCGACGAGCAGGAGGUGGUGGUGGGCGCCGAGCGGCUCCGAGUGAUGGGGGCCGAAGGCGCCGUGUUCAGCAAAUCCGUGGAGACGUCGCACGUCCGAGCAGAACCGUCCAAAGAGCUGCGGCUGGAGUCUCCGACGCGCUCGCUGCUGAUGGAGGCUCCUAAAGGAAUCCAGAUCCUGGCGGAGGCCGGAGACAUCCAGGCCAUCUGCAGGAACGAGCUGCGGCUGGAGUCCAAAGACGGAGAGAUCUCUCUGGACGCCCGGAGGAUCCGCCUGAUGCGGCUGCCGGAGGGGAAGGCCUCCACCAGCUCCUCGUCCUCCGGCACCAGGCAGACCGUCUACGAGGUCUGCGUCUGCCCCAACGGGAGGCUCUUCCUGUCCCAGGCCGGCACCGGGUCCACCUGCCAGAUCAGCGCCAGCGUCUGCCUCUAGGACUGAAGCGACCCGAUCAGAAGGUAUCCUGAGGACAGACGGGCCGGACACACACGUCGUCUGCCGCUCGGACUGAAUCACACAGACACAGACAGACGGACUGAGAGCUGAUGGACAAACACUCACAGAUAAACUCACUCACUCACACGGACCGAUUCCUUUUAAAGAAGCAGAACCAGAACCGGUCGACAGCCGACGUUUCAGAGCUGAACAUGUUUUAUAUCGGAGGAGCGGAGCAUCAUGGGACAUUAGAACUGUCACACACUCGUCUCAGAUCCUGGUUCUCACAGUGAACUGGAACAUUUCCACUUUUCAACAGACUCACGUGAAUAAAAAGGGAAAAGAAACAAAGUGGCAUCAACUUUUUAAUACGACACACACACACACACACACACACACACACCCUCCUUCAUCACUCACUGUACCACAGACGAGAUCAUUCAAGGAUUUUUUACUUUUCCUGUUUGAUGCUGAUGUCGGACAAUCUCUGUUUUUAUUUAUUAUUGGGUGAAACACUGACGAUGCCCUGGUCACAUCAUAUCACACCGUGUGUCACAUCGUUUGAUUUCAGAUUCUGUCUCAAAUUAAACUCUGACACGUAGGAAGUGAAGUGAAGCUCCUGAGGGAAGUGAUAUGCUUCGGUCACUUGACUUGAACAUUUAGCGCUUUAAUUUUAUUGUGUUGUGGAAUUUAUGAAAGUAAAAGACUUGAGACACAGAAUCAGUGAUUUGAUAAACACAACAAUUGACUUGAAAUCAGUUCAUCCAUUUCUUACGGUAUUAAUUGACAUGACUCCUCCCCCUCUAUCCCAUGAUGCCAUGAGAAGCCAUUUAACUUCAUCGAAUAGAUAAAGAAUAAACGUAACGUUCGGUUCUCGUGAUAUGACUCAAAGCACUGAUUUGAUUUGAUGUCACGACUUUUCCUGCGUGAAUUCAUUUUCCUUCUGACGGAUCAGCGUGUCCAUGACAGACCUCAAGGAUCCAGUCUCCCCCAGAAAGAAAACUGGAGUGACGUCAUCGACCCCCUCCCCACUUGUUUCUUGCACUGGGACAUUUUUCAAACAGAAACGAACCGCGAGCCGCUCGGUGAAGAGGGGAACUGUGCCUGUGCCUUACGAUGAAGCACAUCACAGACUUUUCUUUGGCGUCAGCGAGUUAACGCGACCUCCGGUUUCAGUUCAGUCUCAUCGUCCGUCUGAGCGAAUGCAAAGAACCUUCGUCCUCGUCGACUCAUCGUCCUCUUCUUCAUUAACUCUGACGCCACUCCUUCUUUUCACACAUGUCCUGUGGGACAUGUUUGUGUUGCUGUGUGAGCCUGUGGAGGUUUACAGGCGCCGACGUGUCAGAGUCACUGGGUCAAAAACUUCUGACGUUUCACACUCAAACAUGACGAAGGCUGAGGUUCAGUUCAUAAUUCAUAUUCUUCUUUAUGAUUCGUCAUGAAAAAGUUGCAACAAGAACGAACCCUGACGUGAUUUCAAGUUAAUGAGGUGAGAGUUCAUGGUUACCACUGGAGGGCGCCGUUCAAAUGGUGAACACCAGCGUCUGAAGGCAGCAUCAGUUUCCGUGGUACUUGCGACUGCUAGCGUCAAACUGUCAACUCGCUUCACGUCCAGUGUCUUUUAAUCUCCAGGCUGAAAUAAAUGUUCACUGAUGUUUCAGAGUAAUAAAAAAAAAUCACUUAUCAAACAGCAUGUUAGCUCGCAGGGGGUUGAAUGCUAACGUUAGCUGUCGUCUGAGAGUUGCUAAUAAGUUUCAGAUAUGUUGUAAACCGUCGUGAGAAUUUGGUGAAUUAGCUUGAGAAUGUGUCAAAAUGAAAAGUCCAGACACUUUUAGUCUUCGACAGACGGAAACAGCUCCGACGUUUUUGACCAAGUGACUCGUGAUGUGAACCAUUAACACACGUUAUUUAAAUCUUCUGCUGUUCAUGUCACUUCCUGUUUUCCAGAGUCCGGCGCUCUGACCUACUUCCUGUCUCUCAGCUUCUCUGUAUAUUAAAGGACUUUCAGAAAUAUCUCACAACAGAUUGAAACUGAUCUGAUGCUUUUUGUUUUUGAAUACGUGUACACAGGAGAAAUAAAUCUUUUGAUACGCUUGUAUAUGUAAAUAUUGUUCACGUGACGGCGUCAGAAUGGAAACUCGGCUCUUUUGCUGAAAGGAAAAUCUUUUUUUAUGAUCAGUUUGUGUUUUCGUACAAAAAGGAAGAAGACUGAGUCUGAGAAGCGAUGUCACAGUUUGUUUUCACGCCUGCGACGCUUCCCACCAACACAAACCUGCUCACUUCCUGUUCCGUCGUCGUCAUGGUGAUGUUGUUGUUUGGGCCGAGGUCUUUGCAUUCGCUCCUCGUCGUCGCGUUGUGAAAAAUACUACGAGUGAGCUUCUUCUUUUUGUUCUUCAGCUCCGCGGAGCAAAGUGUGGAGUGAUUCUCACAGAUGUAAGAAGAAGAAAAAAGCCACGGAGGAAACGAUGCACAGCGUCUAAAAAUGUUUCAUUUAGAAAAAUAUAGAUACAAAAAUCCAUAAACCUCAUCGCAGACAGUUUGUCAAUUGGAGUAAAAUAUUUCCAGAAAGUAACAGAUUACUUUGACAGGAACAUUUCAUUGGUUCAAUGCGUCUGUGCUUAUUUUAAAGAGAAUAAUCUGCAGAUUCAUAUUUCUAUGAAGACGUCUGGCGACGACUCAGUGGAUCAAUCACAUCGAUCGUGUUCGAUUCUUCUGUUCUUCUUUUAUGUUUUGUGUUUUUUUCCAUCCGUCCUGAAAACUCGUCACUUUUCUUCCUCCUUCAGUCUGAAGCUGCCGAGUCGUUUUCAAAGAUGCCAAAAUAAAAAGGUUCAACGUUGUUGAAAUGGACUGAAGUAAGUUAUUGGAUCGUCGCUGACGAGAAGAAGAAACAGGAUUCUUUUUAUUUUUUUUUCAGCAGGGUUCUUGAAACCUCUUGUCUUUGUUCCACACAGACACGAAUGACGUCCUCAUGAACUACAUUUAACCAAUUGAUUAUUUCUACAUGAGAGUAACGAUCAUGAUCAACACACCGACGCAUCACAUUUAUCACCGAUAAUUUACAUCAUACUUCUAUACUGUAAAGUGGACGUGUUUAUUCGUUAUAUUAUAAUAUAUCAAUAUAUUGGUUGGUUACACAGAUCAACAGGUGGUCAGUGCAUGAGUGCUUAUCUCUCAGAAUGAUGUCGUCAUCAAACAGACAGAAUGUCGUAGAGACGCUCCGUCUCAGGACAUUUAGGACAAAGGGACAAACUUUCAUCCACACUCAGAGUCUGACAGAUCUUCAACUGACACUUUCUCUCUGCAGUGACGUUUUCAGACAGUGGGAGAAAAAAUAAUAUGACUUGAAUUACCUGAAAGAAACAGAAAGAGAAUUCAUCUGCGUCACUCCACUAAAUUCUUUCUAACAGACAUUUGUGUAGAAAGUCGCAGCGUCCCGCGGAAAAGGGCCGACGCCCGAGGACACGGACUCAUGAACUAGUUCGUACGCUUCAGUUAUUAUUAUAUUAUUAUAUUAUAUUAUUAUAUAACAGCUCGUCUCCACAAAGUUCUGUUGUCUGAGUGGUACAGACGACGCCCCCUAGUGUUCGACAGCAGAGAAAUGUAUUUCUUUAUGAGAGGAUUUCAUGAAAACAUUCUGAUCGUGCUCAGCAGCUGCGUUCUUAAAACCAGAGACCAAGAUUAGCUAAUUGGGUUUCAUGCUAACUUCCUGCUUCAGGACUGAUGAAACAAAUCUGAAAUGAAAAGUAUGAAAACGUGAUCAUCUUUUAAUCUUCAUCAUCCGUUUGUUGGUGAACUUUUCAAAUGACAUUUUCUCUUAAAGAGAAAGACGCCGACGAGCAAAUAAACAGCAGCGAUGUCUGUUUUCUUUCAGGUGUCAGACGAUAUUAAAGAUCUGUAAUUAUGCCUGUGGUGAUUCAUCAGGCUGCUCCGACCUGCAGGCGACCGUUCCGUUCUCACUCGGACAUUUGAUCUGGAACAGGAAACGUUCCAGAGAUUAUCAUUUGCGUUCUAACAUUCAGGAAACUGUCCCGAGGUCGGUGAAGGUCUGGAAGCAGCUGUAACGCGUCGGAUUGUUCAAUUUCCAGAUAUUUUCCAUAAAAGAUGAAGAGAACACUUCUGUUUCAUAAGAACAACUGUCAAUCUGCCGACUUGACCCUCGGUCAUCAUGACGCACCGAGACGCUUCAAGGUCGAGCGUCUUUUUCCCCACAGAGUGAGAUCUCACUUGAUUUUGUGCUUCUUCACACAAAGAUCCUCUUUUCUCUCGGAUUAUUGGAAUAAAACAGAAAGUCGGAGACGAGCGGCGACUCUUUUUCUUGUUUUCUGAUUUAACAACAUUUAGUUUUGUCUCGGACGAGAUUCACAGAAACUUAUUUUUCAGGGUUGAUUCUUCACUAGACGUCGGUGAGAUGAUGAUUUGUUGAGGUUUUCCUGAGUCACUGAGAUCUGGGACGAGUUUUAUCGAUAUUUUGAGCGUGAGAGUAAAAAAAUCCUUUGUAGAAAUAUAUCAUGUGUGUAGUGAAGUGUGUUGUUGUGUGUCUGUGGUUUUCUCACCUGCCAGGUGGGCGGGGUUUAUCUGCCAGGUGGGCGGGGUUUACUUGCACAAGACUGAGCAUGUAACGUUUUAUUUUUCUAGCUUAUCACAAAAAGCAGACAGAUUCUGAUGUUUUCCCACAUGUACGAACGUCCUGUCAAUCACAUUUUUAUAAUUUUUUUCAAAACGAAACCGUUUGUUUGUUCGAGUUGUGUGAAUUUGAGAUUUGUGAGAUUAAUAUUUCUUUUCUUCAUCGUGUGAAUCGUCCUCACACGUUUCUAUGCAAAAUCACUUCAGACGCAUUGAGACGAUGCUCAUGUCCGUGAGUUCAUUCUACUUUGUGAAAAAACAGUUUGUAUUUAUGAAAUGAGUUGAAAAUUAAAACUAUCAAUGAA
Messenger RNA from Scophthalmus maximus (turbot), 6661 nucleotides. It is a transcript of the gene sgcd, whose product is annotated as sarcoglycan, delta (dystrophin-associated glycoprotein). NCBI's taxonomy places the organism in Eukaryota, Metazoa, Chordata, Actinopteri, Pleuronectiformes, Scophthalmidae. Gene Ontology annotation, biological process: cardiac muscle tissue development; heart contraction. Gene Ontology annotation, cellular component: sarcoglycan complex; sarcolemma. Bases 855 to 1733 code for a protein of 292 amino acids. The transcript has 9 exons. The record is from RefSeq and is a predicted model, not a curated record.